Messenger RNA from Thalassophryne amazonica, 2262 nucleotides. RefSeq names its product high affinity choline transporter 1-like. The transcript is spliced from 9 exons. The record is from RefSeq and is a predicted model, not a curated record. Gene Ontology annotation, molecular function: choline:sodium symporter activity. The coding region runs from base 186 to 1847 and encodes 553 amino acids. Lineage: Eukaryota; Metazoa; Chordata; Actinopteri; Batrachoidiformes; Batrachoididae. Gene Ontology annotation, biological process: choline transport; acetylcholine biosynthetic process; transmembrane transport. Gene Ontology annotation, cellular component: plasma membrane.
GUUUUUUGUUUUUGUACCCAUCAAAACGGUGAAGAUUGCUACUUUAUUAUUUUUUUACUGCUUGUACCUCUGUGGAUAUGUGUUGUUCAAAUUGUUCUGCUGGACUGACUCUAUCAUCAGGUUCACAUCAGUAAGAAUUCACAAAUACUGUUAACUGUAGGAGCCUGAAACAUUAGAGGUUCAGAAUGGCUCUUAACGUGCCAGGUCUAGUGGUUAUGGCAGUGUUCUACCUGGUCAUCUUGGGAACAGGGAUCUGGGCUUCAAUGCGUUCCAAGAAGGAAGAGAAAAAUUGCACAGGGGGUGGCAUGGAGAUAACACUGCUGGCCGGACGCAAGAUCAACCUGCUCGUUGGCGUCUUCACUCUAACAGCUACAUGGGUGGGUGGAGGCUUCAUCCUGGGAAUAGCUGAGGCAACAUACAACCCAACACUAGGCGCCGUUUGGGCUCUAAUGCCCGUGCCAUAUGUCCUGACCUUCUUUGUAGGUGCUUGUUUUUUUGUCAGGCCCAUGAGGGAAAACAAGUAUGUCACCAUGAUGGACCCCUUACAGAAGAGGUAUGGGAACGUCCUGAGCAGUGCACUGAUACUUCCCGCGCUGGUGGCUGAUGUCCUGUGGGUGGCACGUACACUCGUCAGCCUGGGUGGAACAAUGAGUGUGAUCCUGGACUUGUCCUACGCCUACUCCAUCAUCACCUCCUCAGUGGUGGCAAUAAUCUACACACUGCUGGGGGGGCUGUACUCUGUGGCCUACACUGACGUUAUCCAGCUCAUCCUUCUCUUUGCCAGCCUUUGGGUGUGUGUUCCUUUCCUGCUGACCAACCCUCACUCUAUGGACAUUUCCCUGACCGCCUACAACCACACAUUCCAGGCUCCCUGGGUUGGCAAAGUUGAGCUCAACGAAGCCGGCAAGUUUUUUGAUGACUUCAUGUUGUUGGCUUUUGGCGGUCUGGCCUACCAGGCCUUCUACCAAAGAAUUCUGUCGGCCUCAUCAUACACGCAGGCUCAGGUGACCUGCUUUGCCUCUGCGGCUUUCUGCCUCGUGCUCGGUAUCCCCUCUGUGCUUUUUGGAGCUGUGGCUGCAUCUACAGACUGGAACACCACUGCCUAUGGGUUGCCCACUCCAUACGAACGUGGGGAGGCGGGCUCCAUCCUUCCCAUUGUCCUGCAGUUCCUCACGCCCACCUACGUGUCCAUCAUUGGUAUCGGUGCCGUAGCCGCUGCUGUCAUGUCUUCCAUGGACUCUGCCCUGCUCUCCUCUGCUUCCUUGUUCUCCUCAAACAUCUACAAGAACAUAAUCAGGAAGCAGGCAUCAGACCGUGAGAUGCAGUGGGUGAUCCGGAUCUCAGUGGUGGCAGUGGGUCUGUGUGGCACUGCCCUCACGUUCCUCGACAACAGCGUCCUGGUCUUCUGGCUUGUUGGUGUGGACAUGUCUUAUACCAUUAUGUUCCCUCAGCUGGUUUGCACCCUUUUCUUUAAAGUUUCUAAUGGCUACGGUGCCACACUGGGCUUCAUCAUUGGUCUGGUGAUGAGGAUCCUCAGCGGCGAGCCCCUCAUUGAUCUCCUGCCUGUCAUCCGUUUCCCGGGCUGCCGGCUGGAUCCCGAAGGAAAGCUAAGGCAGUACUUCCCCUUUCGCACUGCCAUCGCUAUCAUCUCACUGCUGUCCAUUUUGAUCUUCUCCUGGUUGGCCUCAGUUGUGUUUAACAAAGGUCUGCUGCCCGAGAGCUGGGAUGUGUUCAAGAUUAAGCGCAAGCCAAAAACAGAUCCCAGAACCCAGGAAGAGAGCAGGACCAACAAGGGUAAUGAAGAGACCUCUGAGUCCAAGCAGAUUCUGGAAACCACAAACCUCUGAGGAGACUCAGGAGGAGAUGCAGAGGCAGAGAAGAUGGGAGCAGGCAGUGGACGUGUUUGUUCCUCUGGCAAGUAGGAGAUCCCAAAGGCAGAACAAUAGUGAAGGCUGGAGGUUAAGCAUAGAGUCUGCAGACCACAACAAAUUUAUGGUGGUCACAUAAAGAUCUAAUUAGCCUCACAACAUCUGAGCUGUUUGUCACAUUUUCUGCACAAUCAGUAGGUGAAUGUAUGUGGGCGAACUAGCCAAUACUUUACAAUGAACUUAGAUAAUUAUAUACAUUUAAGUCCAAAUUGUACAAUCUUCUUCUUUUUUCUUCCUGUUUUCCUGCUUUCACGUCGGCUCAGAAGAACAAUAUACUUUAUUUGUUGGACCGUGAUGCGCUUAUUAUCUCUCCAACGGAGAACAUGUUUUUCAC